UUUAAAGACCGGGAGCUUUUUGUCCCCUGCUGCGUGCAGUGUCAGCUUCCGAUCGGAAGUGGUGGCCGUGAGAGAAGAAGAUGGCGGCCCCUGUAGCCGCGGCACCUGGUGCAGUGACCAGCCGGCUUAACAAGCGCGGGGGCGGCGGACCGGGAGGCGGCGGCAGCGGGGGUGCCAGAGCGGCGGAGGAGGAGCCGCCGCCACCCCUGCAAGCAGUUCUGGUGGCUGACAGCUUCAACCGCCGCUUCUUCCCCAUCUCCAAGGACCAGCCCCGGGUCCUCUUGCCCCUGGCCAAUGUGGCACUAAUUGACUACACUCUGGAAUUUCUAACUGCUACAGGUGUACAGGAAACCUUUGUCUUUUGUUGCUGGAAGGCUGCCCAAAUCAAGGAACAUUUACUGAAGUCCAAAUGGUGCCGACCUACAUCCCUCAAUGUGGUUCGAAUAAUCACAUCAGAGCUGUAUCGCUCACUGGGAGAUGUCCUCCGUGAUGUAGAUGCCAAGGCCUUAGUGCGCUCUGACUUCCUCCUGGUGUAUGGAGAUGUCAUCUCAAACAUCAACAUUACCCGAGCUCUGGAGGAACACAGGCUGAGGCGGAAGCUAGAAAAAAAUGUAUCUGUGAUGACAAUGAUCUUCAAGGAAUCAUCCCCUAGCCACCCGACGCGUUGCUGUGAGGACAACGUGGUGGUAGCUGUAGAUAGCGCUGCAAACCGAGUUCUCCAUUUUCAGAAGACCCAGGGCCUCCGGCGUUUUUCUUUUCCUCUGAGCUUGUUCCAGGGCGGUGGAGAUGGAGUCGAGAUUCGCUAUGAUUUGCUGGAUUGUCAUAUCAGCAUCUGCUCUCCACAGGUGGCUCAGCUCUUCACUGACAAUUUUGACUACCAAACCCGGGAUGACUUUGUGAGAGGGCUGUUAGUGAAUGAAGAGAUCCUAGGGAACCAGAUCCACAUGCAUGUGACAACUAAGGAAUACGGUGCCCGGGUUUCCAAUCUACACAUGUACGCAGCUGUGUGCGCCGACAUCAUCCGCCGAUGGGUCUACCCUCUCACCCCAGAGGCGAACUUCACCGACCACGUGGCCCAGAGCUGCACUCAUUCCCGGCACAACAUCUACAGGGGGGCUGAGGUCAGCUUGGGCCACGGCAGCAUCCUGGAGGAGAAUGUGCUCUUAGGCUCAGGCACUGUCAUCGGCAGCAAUUGCUCCAUCACCAACAGUGUCAUUGGCCCCAACUGCCACAUUGGUGAUGACGUGGUGCUGGACCAGGCCUACCUGUGGCAGGGUGUCCAAGUGGCUGCUGGAGCUCAGAUCCAUCAGUCUCUGCUCUGUGACAAUGCCGAGGUCAAGGAGAGAGUGACCCUGAAGCCACACUGUGUCCUUACUUCCCAGGUGGUAGUGGGCCCAGACAUCACGCUACCUGAGGGCUCUGUGAUCUCCUUGCACCCUCCAGAUGCAGAGGAAGAUGAGGAUGAUGGCGAGUUCAGUGAUGAUUCUGGGGCUGACCAAGAAAAAGAGAAAGUGAAGCUGAAAGGUUAUAAUCCAGCAGAAGUCGGAGUUGCAGGGAAGGGGUACCUCUGGAAGGCUGCAGAUCUGAGCAGAGAGGAAGAGGAGGAGCUACGGCAGAGUCUGUGGGGACUCACAAUCAAUUUGGAAGAAAAGAGUGAGACCGAAAGUGAGCGGAGUGCGGAUUCUGAGGAGCUAGACAGCCGGGCAGGCUCGCCGCUGAUGGAUGACAUCAAAGUAUUCCAGAAUGAAGUCCUUGGAACUCUGCAGAGGGGGAAGGAGGAAAAUAUUUCUUGUGACAACCUCGUCCUAGAGAUCAACUCUCUCAAGUAUGCCUACAACAUAAGCUUAAAGGAGGUGAUGCAAGUCCUGAGCCACGUGGUUCUGGAGUUCCCGCUACAGCAAAUGGAUGUCCCACUGGAGCCAAGUCGAUACUGUACCCUGCUGCUUCCUCUGCUCAAGGCCUGGAGCCCUGUUUUUAGGAACUACAUAAAGCGUGCAGCUGACCACAUGGAAGCACUGGCGGCCAUUGAGGAGUUCUUCCUGGAGCAUGAAGCUCUUAGUCCUUCCAUGGCCAAGGUGCUGAUGGCCUUCUACCAGCUGGAGGUCCUGGCUGAGGAAACAAUCCUCAGCUGGUUCAACCAAAGGGAUACAACUUACAGGGAACGGCAGUUGCGCAAAAACCCACAGCUACAGAGGUUCAUCCAGUGGCUCAAAGAGGCAGAAGAGGAGUCAUCUGAAGACGACUGAAGCUGCACCGCCUGCUCCUUUGGAUGUGGGGAUUACAGAGCAAAUCAGGCUGGCUGUAGAAGGACAGGCGACCACCAGCUGUGUCGAGACUUACUGGAGCAGAGACCGAACAACAGUAUUCUUCCCACCGCCAACCUGUGUCUCCCCUGCUGACCGGGGAGUUGGGCUUGGGAAGUUGGACUGGAACGACGCCACUGCCUAAGGAGGAGCUCGCAGGCCUUGCACCUUAGAGGAAGGCCACGCGAACAACCAACUGUACUCUGGCUUUCCCUCAGGGAACAGCAGGCAGCAACUGGUCCUCUAUGCUGCUUGUAUGUGUUAAUAUUAAAAGAGAGAGUUGUA
Erinaceus europaeus (western European hedgehog) is the source of this 2588-nucleotide messenger RNA. RefSeq names its product eukaryotic translation initiation factor 2B subunit epsilon (gene EIF2B5). The transcript has 16 exons. Gene Ontology annotation, molecular function: guanyl-nucleotide exchange factor activity; translation initiation factor binding; translation initiation factor activity. NCBI's taxonomy places the organism in Eukaryota, Metazoa, Chordata, Mammalia, Eulipotyphla, Erinaceidae. Gene Ontology annotation, cellular component: eukaryotic translation initiation factor 2B complex. The coding region runs from base 81 to 2246 and encodes 721 amino acids. The record is from RefSeq and is a predicted model, not a curated record.